AUGAAUGGCUUAUGCAAAGUUGUUAGACGUGGUGAAGUAUAUGAAUGUCAUUUCACUUUGACAGAACGUGGAACUUUGGAAAUUGAUACAAUUGGAUUCGAAGUAGGAUUUAUCCAAUGUUCCAAAUUAAAUUCCUAUUUUUCACAAAAAAAUUGAAAUUUCAGAGCUGGGUAUUUAAUAUUCACACGGUACCACGCAGUAGAUGGCAAGUUGUGACACUUGAAGAGGGAGGUGGAAUGAUUAUUGAAAUUCCAUUCAGAAAUGAUCUUAUUGCUAUGUUUUUUGAAGAAAUCUAUCAAGCUAUGUAGGUUUUUUCUUUGAAAUAUUUUUAGAAUAACUUUGGGAUUUCAGGUUGUUUCUUGAGAGGGUCAAUUCGAUUUUGAUUCUAAGCCACAGAUACAAUAUACAUAGAAGGGAAUAA
Caenorhabditis angaria is the source of this 421-nucleotide messenger RNA. Lineage: Eukaryota; Metazoa; Nematoda; Chromadorea; Rhabditida; Rhabditidae. The record is from the annotation of a GenBank genome assembly.